GAUUUCAAAAGAAGCAAAAUCGGACACUUCAGUAUUUGGCUGGAACCGUGAUUCGAAAGUUUUUGGUUUAAUUUUUCUUCAUUCUCACAGUUUACACCACUUUGAGACGUUUAUAGAACGUCUUACUAGUUGAGCAAUGUUUUAGUUCACGGAUUAUUAUUACGGACCACAAACUUAUCCAGUUCUUUAUAGUUCAUAUAUUAUUCACUUAUCAUUACGUCGAAAUAACUCAUCGUGCACCUACACCAAAGGCUUUAAAUGACGUGAUUGACCUGGACGUAAUGGCCUACUGAUAGAUUAUACACAAAACCAUUAUGGAGCCUUUGCAGGAAAUCGAGCUGAUAUCACUAGCUGAAGACAUAGGUCCGGGCAAAUACUCAAAACUGUGCAACAGUCUUGGGUAUUCCUAUGCAGUAAGCCAAUCACACAUCGUCAAACAUCUCAACAACGUCAAUGAAGCUCUGGUAGAACUCCUCAUCAAAUGGAAUUACAACCAAAGAGACGGCACCGAAACUCGAUCCAUAUUAGCAAGCAAGCUCCGUGAAUUACGACUUGUUGAAUUAGGUGAAAGACUAUCAGAAGGUAAAUAUAUACCCAACCAGCAGGACUCACAUGACCACGAGAAGACUCCAGUGCAGACUAGCCCAGGUAUGGCGGCUCAUGAAGGUAUUGCCAAUGACCUUAUCUGCAAGCUGGCUGAGGACAUCGAGACGGGUGAGCAGAUGGAGGCCUUAGGACGAACACUGGGAUUCAAGUUCGCAGAAAUCAAUAGAUACACAGAGACCAAUAGGAUAGAAGGAAGGGUGACUUGUAAGGGAACACGUGAUAUGCUGUUUGACUGGAGACAGAAUGUGAAGCCUUGCAACCAGCAUCCCAGGCUGAAACAAGCUCUCAUUGACGCUAAGCUGGUAAUGCUUGCGGAUACAUAUCUCAGGGGGACACCAAGUAAUCCAGGUAUCUACAGCAAGACGAUCUCGGCAUCACUGACUGUUCAGCGAUGUCGCGAAAAGUUAGAGAAUAAGUACCGAGAUCAAUUGUGCAGAAUUCAAAUGAAACCGUGGGAUCAAAGUGAUUAUGCUGAGUUCGAAGACAUGCACACGGUUGUCACAAUGGUGAAGAAGGACGCUAGCGGACAAGACACGAAAAAGAAGGAAAUACUCCAGGGUUCUGUUGCUGAAAUAUUUUCAACGAAAGUAAACGGAAGACUUCCAGCUCGAAUCCUCAUUUCGGCACCAGCUGGACGAGGGAAGACCACGGCUGUUGCUAAGAUGGCUUACGACUGGGUUCACAAAGAAAAGGGGUCAGCAUUAGAACACCUGCCACUUCUGUUUGUUGUAAAGUUUCGAAACACAGGUCAUCUCACAUCGAUCGGAGAAGCCAUCAAAUCCCAGCUUUUGAGUGAUGUUGAGGAUCUCACACCAGAGGGUCUGGAGAGUUUCAUUAGAGAGAAUCAGGGUAUCUGCCACAUCAUACUAGACGGACUAGAUGAAUAUGCGGGUAUUUCUUCUUCCCAGCGAAUCUCAGAGAGUAACAUUUUCCGUGUGAUCCGUUUGGAAGAAUUUCCAGAGUGUCGAGUCCUUGUAACAACACGCCCUCAUCUAGAGUACUUCUUUGAUCAAGCGGAACUUCCAAGGGUAUACACAAAGAUGUGGAUAGAAGGAUUCUCACAAGAGAGCUCACGAGAGUACAUCGACAGAUUCUUUGCUUCAAACUCGAAUCCUAAUAAUAGCGGACAUGAUUUGAAGAUUUACCUUGACGGCCAACCACUGAUUAAUGAACUUGUUAAAACACCGUUAUUUUGUCUAAUGGUGUGUCACUUAUGGAGUGAGUGCCUACUGGACAGUGAUACUACUACUCAAACAGAAUUACUGGACAGCGUGAAUGUUUUCUUAGCGCACCAUGCAAACACCCGAUCAAAGUCAAGAGUAAAAAUCACACCCGAUGAGUUAAGGGAGAUAAUAUCUCAUUUAGGCAAAGUUGCCCUUACUGGUCUGCUCGACGAUGCUAAGAAACUAGUCUUCACGCAUCAUGAUUUUCGUAGAGCUCCCGCAAUCCUUGAUAGGGCAUGUGAGCUUGGGAUAGUAUCCAAGACAACUGUUUCGGUCACAGGCCUUCCUCAGCCCAACGAGACAACUUUCAAUACCAUUGAGUUUUAUCACAAACUCGCUCAGGAACACUCAGCUGGGAAAUACCUCGCUGCUAAAACAAAGAAAUAUAUGUUACGACUGAAGAUUUCAAAGUUGGACAGACUUCUACAGAAAAUCAAAGCAAACAUCGGUGACUAUGAGAAUCUCAUCCGAUUCGCUGCCGGCACGGAUAAUAGACUUUGUAUACGAAUAAUGGAGGCGCUCCUUUCCAACAGCUUUUUGGAUGAGAGUGAGCGAUAUCGAAUUCUCCUUGACUGCUCAUCAGAGACCAGCGGUACUGAAGGAAAUGUGUCAUCAUUGGUUCAAAGAUGCGUGAAUGCGCGGAGUAUUGUUCUAAAGUCACCCACCGUGUACACUGUCGUUGGGAUGCAAAAUCUUCCGAAGCAACUGAAGCGUGAGGUUACGACACUAAAGUUCGAGGGUUCUACUUUAAGUAUCGACGUGACGAGUGGACUAUGGUCCUGCCUCAGAUCCUUUACUUCACUGAUCCAGCUCAGCAUCUCCGACUCCUCUCUCAGUUUCCCUACAUCUCCCCCUGAGCUUCCAUCCAUCACAGAGCUUUCAGCCGAAAGAGUGACGUCACAAAGCUAUGAAGGUCUACUCUCAUCGCUUCCUGGCUUGAAAAGGGUCGAUAUCACUAUCGGAGAUGAACAGAGGGAAAACAUAUCUCAGAUCCAGAUUAGUCUACGUCGACAUCUCACGGAACAGGAUCUCACACGCAUCAACCCCCAUUCCUUCCCACCAGAGGGGAAUGUAUUAAGCAUGUCAAGACAGAAGAUGAGAGGACUGGGUUUUCUUAUCACAGAAUGUCAGGCGAUAUUGUCCGGAGUUGCUUUCGGACUCGGGGGUGCACUGAUCGAUGUUGUCCAGUCUUCAACGCGUUUAAUGUCAUCUAGUCUGUAUUUUGAACAGUUUUCCAGGACGCUAAAAUCCGAUGAACUAGCAUUAAAUAUUGACACAUUGAAAAUCAAGGAUUGCCAGCUAUCUACUGAGAUGACUGAUAAGUUGUGGUCCUGUCUCAGAUCCUUCACCUCACUGACACAGCUCAGCAUCUCAGAUUCCUCUCUCAGUUUCCAUCCAUCUCACCCGGAGCUUCUAUCAGUCACAAAGCUUUCAGCCGAGAGAGUGACGUCACAAAGCUUCGAAGGAGUGCUCUCAUCGGUACCUGGUGUGAGAGAUAUCGAUGUCUCUAUCGGGGUUGCAGAGACGAGCAACACCUUUCAGAUCACCACCGCGUCGACCUCCAGACCUAUUGGUCAGACCGGGAUUACGGAUGAACAGUCCUUCGUUCAUAUCAGACUGCACGCCUGGCCAGCACUCACCACAGACAUGAAUAUUGAUUCAGGCGAGUCAAAUGGAGGACUUAGUCUUCUAUUUCGAGAUCAAACCAAAGAGCAACAGCGGCUGCAUGUGUCCGGGAUGAAAGGCAGAGACGAAGAGGCCUUGGUUGACUUGUUUGUUAGGACUCAACAACUAACGUCCUUGAAUUCGGGGAGUGGAUGUGGUUCUCUUAGCGACACAGACGCCAUCCAGAAUACUAGGCUUAAUAUACAGCAGUGCCAGCUAUCUACUAAGAUGACCGAGAAGUUGUGGUCCUAUCUCAGAUCCCUCACCUCACUGAACCAGCUCAGCAUUUCGGACUCCUCUCUCAGUUUCCCUCCAUCUCCUCCUGACCUUCCAUCCGUCACAAAGUUAUCAGCGGAGAGAGUGACAUCACAAAGCUACGAAGGUCUGCUCUCCUCGCUUCCUGGCUUGGAAGAGGUCGAUAUCACUAUCGGAGAUGCAAAUGCAGAAGACAUAUCUCAAAUCCGGACUAGUCUACGUCGAUAUAUGACGGGACAGGAACUCACAUGUAACAACCUCAAUUCCAGUACAUCAGAGGGGGGUGUAUCAAGCAUGUCGAGAAAGAGGAUCAGAGGACUGGGUCUUCUCAUCGCAGAAGGUCAGGCAAUGAUGUCGGGAGUAGUUUUCGGCCCCAAGGAAACAGUGAUCGAUCUUGUCCAAUCUUCAACGCGUUUAAUGUCAGCUAGCAUGUAUGCAGAACAGUUUUCUAAGUCACUGAACUCCGAUCAAGAUGCAUUGCCUAUUAAAAUAUGGACAAUCAAGGACUGUCAGCUAUCUACCGAAAUGACCGUCAAAUUGUGGUCCUGUCUCAGAUCCUUCACCUCACUGAAACAUCUCAGCAUCUCAGACUCCUCUUUCAGUUUCCCUGCAUCUCCUUCUGAGCUUCCAUCCGUUACAAAGUUAUCGGCUGAGAGAUUGACGUCACAAAACUACACAGGUCUGCUCUCAUCGCUACCUUGCUUGAAAGAGGUCGAUUUCACUAUCGGAUAUGCAAAUACAGAAGACAUAUCUCAGAUCGAGACUAGUCUACGUCGACAUCUGACGGGACAGGACCUCACGCGCAUCGACCCCCAAUCCAUUACUUCAGAGGGGAAUGUAUCAAGCAAGUCGAUAAAGAGGAUGAGAGGACUGGGUCUUGUCAUCACAGAAUGUCAGGCGAUAUUAUCCGGAGUAGUUUUCGGACCCAAGGAAACAGUGAUCAAUCUUGUCCAGUCUUUAACACGUUUAAUGUCAGCUAGCCUGUAUGUAGAACAGAUUCCUAUGUAUCUAGACUCCGAUAAAAAUAUUAAAAUAUGGACAAUCAAGGACUGUCAGCUAUCUACCGAAAUGACCGUCAAAUUGUGGUCCUGUCUCAGAUCCUUCACCUCACUGAAACAUCUCAGCAUCUCAGACUCCUCUUUCAGUUUCCCUUCAUCUCCUUCUGAGCUUCCAUCCGUUACAAAGUUAUCGGCUGAGAGAUUGACGUCACAAAGCUACACAGGUCUGCUCUCAUCGCUACCUCGCUUGAGAGCGAUCGAUAUCACUAUCGAUGAUGCGGAGAGAGACAUACCUCAGAUCAAUGCUGGUCUUCGUCGGACCAGAGGACAGCCCCUCAAACACAUCAGGCUUAAAGCACUGUCAUCACUCCCAUCAGAGAAGAAGAGUGCUUCGAGAGAGACGAUGAGAGGAUUGGGUCUUCUGAUCGAAGAACAAACCAAGAACCUGCAGCGUCUACAUCUGGCUGGGGUGGAGUCCUUGGAUGAAGAAAGCCUGGUUGACCUCAUCGAGUGUUGCAGACGCGUGAAGACGGUGUCAGAUGUGUGGUUCUACUUGUGUGGUACUAAAAAGGGCGGCAAACUAGAAUCUCAUCUUAAAGGUCUUCACACAUCUCCACGCGGCGACCUCAAUGUGCAUGUUUAUCAUGAUGGUAAUUUUCAGGAUGACAAAUCUUAUAUCAUUACUCACACUCGUUGAGUUUCAGCGAUGGCUACACACUACCGGUCAAGCUGACCUGUACCAUUGCCUUCUACCUGACAAACACCACUAUGCUCGUUGAAGGACCUCAUACAUCAUGUCUUAUAUUGACUAAGUUACACUAAUAACUACGAUCAAGCGGAUAUACGUCACUAUGUUUAAAGGGACGAUCUUUAUUGUAAAAUUGAAAAAAUAGAAAAGAAAGCAGACAUACUAAUUUCUUUUCGUCUCACCCUGCUCAGAAUAAAUCGCAAGAACGAACGCGCGCUUUUUCCUUUAGCUUCCACUUAUGCUGUCAAGUUUCGGCUUUUUAUUAGUUAAUGCGAUUUACUCCGAUGAGACCAAAACGAAAAGCUUUAGUUUGCCUGUUUUCAUUGGUUUCACUAUGGUUCAUGAUGUUAAGUACCAUGAUAAUAAACAUAAAACACUCGUAUAUUACGUAAUGAAUGAAUCAGAAAAGUUUUCAUCAAUGCUUCGGUCAAAUUGAUUAAAGGUUAGAUUUCAUAUUUAAGUCUAUGCAACAGUUCUGGUGUGUAUAUAUCUUAUGCCAUUUAAGUGCAAUUUUAUAUUACUCCUGUUAUUACUCCUGUGAUUUCUUGUCAUAGGAUUUAUACGUAAUGAGAUAAAUGCUGGGUAUCCUCUUUAUUAAAAUUAAAAUUAAAAUUGUCCCUUAACAUAUAUUGAUACUGUUGUAUACUGCUCUGAUACAGCCACAUAUUACAUAUGGCACUUGAAUCACACUUGAAUUGUAUAUUUUAUACUAAAAAGAUGGCUAUACGUGCUAUAACUUUCAAGCCACAUCGUUCUCAUACUAAUGCACUGUUUCAUGACCUCAAAUUGUUGAAUGUUUUUAAAUUGCAUAAAUUAUCUAUUUGUACUUUUGUGUUUGAUUUGAUAAAUGAACGAUUACCUCAUUCCUU
Messenger RNA from Strongylocentrotus purpuratus (purple sea urchin), 6364 nucleotides. RefSeq lists its product as uncharacterized. Lineage: Eukaryota; Metazoa; Echinodermata; Echinoidea; Camarodonta; Strongylocentrotidae. The coding region runs from base 315 to 5444 and encodes 1709 amino acids. The record is from RefSeq and is a predicted model, not a curated record. The transcript has 16 exons.